CAAGAUUUCGAGAACGCAGUUUUAUCUCUUUGCCAACAUCCGUCUUUUGACCACGCAGACCUUUCUCCCCAACAAGUUGCAAAACUCAUGUUAAAUUUAUUAUCCGACUCCCCUAGUGAUUCUCCUACCCUUGACGCAAAUCAACGUCAGGCCUUGAUUGCUGCUGCACAAGCGAAAUAUGGCCCAGAAAUCGUUGCUCCAAUUUUACAAAGAAUUUUCCCGACUCUCAGUUUACCACCUGGCGCCUCUCUUGUGCAGACUUUAAUCCAGCUUGGCCCGGACAUUACAAGUGAUGCAGACACUAUUCGUGCAUUGCUCUUGCGGUUUGGGAUAUCAGAUGCUACGCCUCCUCGUGAUUCCCAAGUUAUAGAGUUGAUCACAAGUUUAGCUCGUCUGGCUGCCGAAGGAACCACCCUAUGUGAUGUUGGUGCCUUAGUGCGUGCUCUGAGCAGUUUUCCUGUGAAUCUCAAUUGGGCAAACGUCAUCAAGGCAUUCGAUUGGCCAGAUCGUCAUGGCGUUGAUACGGCGACUCUCAAAUUAUUAAUCGCUAUUCUCGUCAAUUGCCCUCGCGAGGCUGACCCCCACGCUGUUACCGGGUUCUGGGGAACGUGGUCAAAUUCUUUGUACCAGUUAAAAUUACUCGACGCGCUACUCUCCUUACCUGCGGAUACCUUCAGUUUCGUCUCUUUGCCCGGGCGCCGCAUCGUUACCGUUGAUGAUAUGGCCAAUGCUAGCCCCACAAUAAAAUCCUUGGCUGCGAAUGUUCAGGGACAUACCUGGAAUUCCGUGGAACUUUUUGAGGUUUUAGUUCGGCAGUCGUGCUCAGAAAGCAUUGACAUAAAGAAUUGCGUGCAAGAAAUGUUGGAUAAGGCGCUGAAGAUUAGUGCUGAACUGGUGCAUAUGGGACUAUUGGAGGUCAAAGACCCGAGAUGGAGCGAGAUACGCAUAGAGUGUUCCCAGAAGCUGUUGAAUAUGUUCCUUGCUGGCCACCCUAAUCAUCAACUGGUUUUCAUGCGUUUGUGGCAAAUUGAGCCAUCAUAUCUUACCGAUGCAUUCCGCGACUUCUACGAGGAAAGCCCGCUUAAUAUUACCAGAAUUUUGGACGUGGCGCAAGAUUUAAAGAUUCUCGAAAAUCUACUGGAAGUUCGCCCAUUCACGUUCUCGUUGGAUGUGGCUGCGUUGGCAUCUCGUAGGGAAUAUUUGAAUCUGGAUAAAUGGUUGCUGGAUAAUGUAAACAACCACGGGGCAGAAUUCCUUCACGCAGCUAUCCUCUUCCUAGAGAUUAAGAUGGACGCAGAGAAAGCAGCCCGAGUUUCUGACCCUGCCACAGAAAGCCGCACCAUGUCCCUUAACCCUCAAAUUAUCGCUGUCUUCCUCCGCUUGCUUAGACAUAAUUCGGCCAAGAUGUCUCGAGAAGAUAUUGACUAUUGUCUUGAUGUCCGCAACACAUGCCUGCAGGUGUACCCUCGAUUAAUGAGCCUGACCCCAGGCUCUGAUGCAGAACCAGGGCUCACUGUGGUCAACUACUCUCCUGAAAUCGAGGCCGAGGUGGAUGCAAUCUACAAGCAGAUGUAUGACGAACAGACCACCAUCGAUGAGGUUGUAUCCUUGCUGCAGCGCAGCAAAGCAUCGACCGAUUCUAGAGACCACGAAAUAUUUUCAUGCAUGCUUCACUUUCUUUUCGACGAAUACAAAUUUUUUCAAUCGUACUACCCGCCACGCGAGCUUGCUAUGACCGGUUACUUAUUCGGGUCUUUAAUUCAACACCAGCUCGUGGAUUACCUUCCCCUUGGUAUCGCUAUCCGCUACGUGGUGGAUGCAUUGAAUUGCCCCCCGGAAACCAAUCUGUUUAAAUUUGGUCUUCAAGCGCUAUCACGGUUUGAAUCACGUUUGUCUGAAUGGCAGCCCCUGUGCCAGGCGCUCCUUAGGAUCCCCCACCUUAUGGAGGCUCGUCCUGAUCUCACGGCCGUCAUACACCGUGCUAUCGUUGCUGGUGGUGACGAGUCCCUUAGCAGUGCUGACAUGCGCGGAAUCACUGCAGGUUUAACUGCGGAUCCCGCGCCUGUCUUCACAGCCAUUCAACCAGACACACUCGAAGGUGAAAUUAUCGCCCCUCCGGAAGAGCUUUCCGAUAAAAUAUUAUUCAUCGUAAACAAUCUGGCGCCGAGCAACUUUGAUUCCAAGCUUGCUGAAAUGCAAGAGCAUUUUGAUGAUGCAUUUUCUCGGUGGUUUGCGAACUAUCUCGUCGAUCAGCGGGUCAGCACGGAGCCGAACAAUCAUCAGCUAUACCUGCGAUUCUUGGAUGCACUGGAUAAGCAGCCAUUGGCCAAGCUAAUCCUCCAGGAAACCUUUAUUAAAUCGGCUGCUCUGCUGAAUAGUGAAAAGACAGCCCAAAACAGCUCGGAGCGUGCCACUCUGAAGAACGUUGGCGCAUGGCUUGGCAGCAUCACUCUCGCUCGCGACAAACCAAUUAUGCACAAAAAUCUGUCUUUCAAAGACCUCCUCGUAGAAGGCUAUGACAACGGUCGGCUCAUCGUCUCCAUCCCCUUCGUCUGCAAAACUCUCGAGCCAUGUGCCAGGUCGAAAGUCUUCAAACCUCCCAACCCUUGGUUGAUGGCUGUGAUCAGUUUAUUAGCGGAACUUUACCAUUACGCCGACCUGAAGCUCAACCUGAAAUUCGAGAUCGAAGUACUUUGCAAAGGCCUUGACAUCGAUCUCGAUGCCGUAGAAGCCACAACUGUGUUGCGAAACAGGCCUUCAGCAGAUUCUCUGGCUGGUCCGCCGUUGCCAGAAUAUGUGGCUGACAUCGAUUCCAUUCCUAUGGGUGGUUACGAUCCAGCUCAGGUGCACGGUGAUCCCCAGGUUCUUGGUCUUGGACCAACUAGCCCGGCAGAAUCACAGCGAGCGAUAAGCGCUCAUAUAGAGGCCAUCCUAGCAACCCUUGUGCACCAUGUUGUUAUCAAUCCUCAGUUUCCAUCCUUGCAGUCCAACCAUAGUUUCAAGCGGGCAAUACAACUUGCUGUCCACCAUGCUGUCCGAGAGAUUAUUAUGCCUGUGGUGGAGCGAUCAGUGACGAUUGCAGGAAUCUCAACUCGUGAGCUUGUUGCUAAGGACUUUGCUACAGAAGCAAGCGAGGAGAAGUUGCGCAAAGCUGCUCAUUUGAUGGCUCAAAAGCUGGCUGGUAGUCUUGCGUUGGUCACGUGCAAAGAGCCUCUCAAAAGCAACCUCGGGACUCAUAUACGUUCAUUCCUGGCUGAGCAUGGCUUCAAUGAGGUUGGUCUCCAAGCUCUCAAACACGUGAUAGUUAUUUUGGUGCAGGAUAAUCUAGAUAUUGCCUGCUCUGCGAUAGAAAAGGCAGCGAUGGAGCGCGCUAUCUCUGAUGUGGAUGAGGGAUUCGCGGCGUCGUACGAUGUUCGUCGGCGUCAUCACGAGACUCGAAAUCCGUCAGUGUUUUGGGAUCCUGCAGCUCCUCCAUCUAGCUUCUCGGGAAAUCUUCCAGAACCGUUGCGCAUCAAGUCUACUGGUCUGCAACCUCAUCAAGCAGCAGUGUAUGAGGACUUUGCUCUCGACUCAAAACGCCGCGUUGUAACCAGUCGACCUAGUUCUACGGUCUCUUAUCGCAACGAACAAAUGGGCGCGCUUUACUCAGCAUCUCCGGCCCCGGAUCACACUUUACACAAUCCACCAGCUAUGAACCAUCAGGACGCCAUGGAACGCUUCAGCGUGUUGUUGAGAGAUAUGGAGGCCGUUGUUAUGCAAGUACCAGUACAAUCAUUGGCCUCAUUGCCGCCAAACCAUGAUAUUCGCCAUAUGGUGCGGCAAAUAUUGUAUCUCGCCUCGGAAUCCCUCGACAGGCAGCGCACACCUCUCCUCAUGUCCCAGAAGAUUGUGCAGUUACUGUACAAGAGUUCAUCUCAGCUUGGCAGAGAGAUCUAUGUCACCUUACUUGACCAGCUUUGCCAUUCGUUUGAAGAUGUUGCUAAAGAAGCCAUCACGUGGUUGUUGUAUGCUGAGGAUGAUCGCAAACUUAAUGUUCCCGUCACAGUGGCUCUACUUCGCAGCGGUCUUGUCAAUAUGUCCUUGCAAGAUCAGCAACUGGCCACGAAUAUGUUCAAAGAGCCUCGCCCGACUUUACUCACUUUUGCAGCAAAUCUUAUUCGGGAAUGUCUAUCCAGUGAACCGCCUGUCGCUUCACAGAGCCAGUUUGCGUACUCUCUAGAAAUACUCAAUCAGCUUUCACAGGCCGGCAAAGUUAACGAAGAGUUUGUUUUCUUUAACUUCUGUGCCCUUCCGAUCCGUCAAUCUUCAGUAAAACCGGAAACGGAGCAACUCCGAGAAAAGCUGUUCAUAUGGUUCCAGCAAUGGGUCGCCAUCUUCCAGAGGUCUCAUUCCCCGGAGAAGGCUUUCGUUCCUUUCAUUACCCAACUUACAAAGCAGGGCAUCCUCAAAGUCGAAGAUGUCUCCUCUUUCUUCUUCCGCGUCUGCGCAGAGUCUAGCGUCAACAGCUAUAUUAAAUGUGCAUCAACGGGAGAGUACGAAUAUGCGUUCCAAGCCCUGGAUGCGAUGUCGAGGCUGAUCGUCUACAUCAUCAAAUACCACGGAGAUGCCUCGGGCAUAAACAACGAUCAAGCCAAGGUUCACUACUUAACGAAAAUACUUUCAAUUUUUGUGCUUGUUCUUGCCAAUAUGCACGAGGAGCAAGGAGCGGUCUUCCAACAGAAACCAUUCUUCAGGUUCUUUUCCAGCCUUAUCAAUGACUUGCAUUCAAUCGAAGCGCAUCUGGGAACAGCUUACUUCCAGUUGUUGAUUGCAAUCAGCGACACUUUUAGCUCACUGCAACCGACGUAUUUCCCUGGGUUCUCCUUUUCUUGGAUGUGCUUGAUUUCUCACCGAUUAUUCAUGCCUAAGUUACUUCUAUCAGAGAACCGCGAGGGAUGGUCGGCAUUCCAUAAGCUUUUAUUGUCGCUGUUCAAGUUCCUAUCGCCUUUCCUUAAGGAGGCAGACCUUCAGGUGCCUUCCCGGGACUUGUACCGUGGUUCUUUACGCCUCCUUCUCGUGCUUCUUCACGACUUCCCCGAGUUCCUUAGUGAAUACUACUUCACUCUUUGCGAUGUUAUUCCGCCCCGCUGCAUUCAGCUCCGGAAUAUCAUACUUAGUGCAUUCCCUCCUGCCAUCAUUCUUCCCGACCCCCACUUGCGAAACAUCAAAUUCGACUCCAUUCCUGAGAUGGGACCCAUACCACCCAUUCUGUCCGAUUUUGCUUCGGGUUUGAAAAAUGGCGAUUUGCGCAACUACCUCGAUCAGUAUCUCCUGAACCGUGGAACACCUUCAUUCCUACCUUCGCUGAAAGAGCGUCUGCGGUUACCUGGUGGAGUGGAAGGUUCUUCCGAGUCCUACAACUUGUCGUUGAUCAAUUCGCUUGUGAUGUACAUCGGUGUAUCUUCAGUUGCGCAAGCUAAAGCGAGGAGUGGCUCUUCCCUCUUCGUCGCGAGUGACCCCGGUGUUAUCGCUUUACAGUAUCUUGUUACUAAUCUAGACGUUGAAGGGCAACAUCAUAUCCUCAGUUCCAUGGUUCUGCAUCUUCGUUACCCCAAUGCGCACACCCACUGGUUCAGCUCUUUGCUUCUCCAUCUUUUCGUGGAAGUUAAGGAUGAGCGCUUCAAAGAAGUCAUGACUAGAGUUCUUUUGGAGCGUUUCAUUGUUCAUCGCCCUCACCCUUGGGGUGCAUUAGUCACUUUCAUCGAGCUGCUUCGUAACCCGAAGUACGAGUUCUGGCACAAAGAAUUCAUUCGCGUUGCGCCCGAGGUCACGUUGCUGCUAGAAAGCGUUGCGAGAUCCAUUUACCAACCGUAGAUUCGCAUUGUUAUUGUCACUGCUAUCUGUCGCAAUUAUCUUCUUCUUUCUACCUUGGGUUUUUUUCACCUGCACUGUAUUGUAACAAUAUUCCACCCCAUUCAAGUGUUGAAAAAGGUGUACAACGCGAACUUUGAUGAUAUCAAGCUUCUGUAACGUUUGUCUAUAAAAAGCUUUAAAAAAAGUCGUUUACACUACAGUACUUAUGUACAACAUCUUAGGUAUCCAUGUUAAUUAACCCAUGACAUAUGCUCGUUCCAAACC
Molecule: messenger RNA, 6117 nt
Organism: Serpula lacrymans var. lacrymans S7.9
Lineage: Eukaryota; Fungi; Basidiomycota; Agaricomycetes; Boletales; Serpulaceae
Exons: 17
Coding region: 88-5853 (1921 amino acids)
Biological process (GO): nuclear-transcribed mRNA catabolic process, deadenylation-dependent decay
Cellular component (GO): CCR4-NOT core complex; P-body
Molecular function (GO): molecular adaptor activity
Source: RefSeq, a predicted model, not a curated record